AUGUUUUAUAUUCAGAUGCUUUCUUCAUGUUGGUAUUGUACAAAUGAAACUGAUGCUGAAGAACCAUUUAUAUCUGAUUUUCGAGCAGAAAAUUUAACAACUCUUGAACAAAAGAUAAUUUAUAGAAAUAUUCAUAAUGCAUAUAAAAGAGCCCUUUAUAAGACAUUGCAAAAUAAAACAAAAUUAUAUAAUUUAAUUGAAUUACUUAAGAAAUUUGCUGAAGAUGAUGAACAAUUUAAAUCAGAUGAUAUGCAAGAUAAUGAUAUGAAUAACAAAGAGAAUAGCAAUCUUAUGAUUUAA
This is a messenger RNA of Cetraspora pellucida, 300 nucleotides long. Lineage: Eukaryota; Fungi; Glomeromycota; Glomeromycetes; Diversisporales; Gigasporaceae. The record is from the annotation of a GenBank genome assembly.